This is a messenger RNA of Penicillium olsonii, 1731 nucleotides long. The record is from the annotation of a GenBank genome assembly. NCBI's taxonomy places the organism in Eukaryota, Fungi, Ascomycota, Eurotiomycetes, Eurotiales, Aspergillaceae.
AUGCGUAUCUCAAGACCACGACUCCGAGUCUCGCAAGGCGAGUCAGCUUUCGCAGCAGGAAACGCACGCUGGACAAACCGUGAUCUCGAUCCGAUCGCCAAAGACAGACGCAAAUGGGGCAUAUCCAGCCUCGUAGGUGCGCUUGUCUCUUCCCAUCUAUGUAUACCCAUGGUAUACUCCACGAACCCAGCUCACCAGUCUUUUCCAGCAUACUGGAUUUCAGAUGCCUUCAACGCCGCGACCUGGCAAUUUGCCAGUAGCAUCAUUGCCGUGGGCUUGACAUAUAAGGAAGCACUAGGUAUCGUCGCCUUAUCAUUCUUCAUCAUGUCAUUCGUUAUCGCCGCGAACGGCGCCGUCGGCGCCAUAUAUCAUGUUCCAUUCCCUGUGAUUGCACGAGCAAGCUGGGGAUUCUGGGGCUCAUACGUAGCCGUGAUAUCGCGAGUCAUCCUGGCGGUAUUUUGGUUCGCGAUCCAAAACGUGAAUGGUGGAAAUGCCGUCCGCGUAAUGCUAGGCGCAAUCUGGCCCAGCUACCUAUAUCUCGAGAACGAUAUCCCCGAAUCGCAGGGUAUAACGAGUAACGGGAUGAUAGCAUACUUCAUAUUCUGGCUCGUCCAGGUCCCGUUCCUGUGCAUGCAUCCCAAUCGGCUGCGCUGGUUAUUCACCGUCAAGUCGAUCCUGGUCCCGAUUGCCUGGAUCGCGAUUCUGAUCUGGGCUUUCGUCGCAGAGAAAGGUGGUGGUGGAGUAUUCACUGCGCAGACUGCGACUGUCUCCGGCUCGAAGUAUAGCUGGCUGUUUCUGGCGAAUAUGACAUCCGUCCUGGGGAACUAUGCCACAUUAUCAGUCAACCAGUCUGAUUUCUCGCGGUACUCGCGUAUCAGUCCCAGAUGGCAAUUGCUGUAUGUGCCUAUGCUUCCGAUUGUGUUCACUUUCAUCUCCUUCAUUGGCAUUGCGGCCUCAUCGGCUGGCCAGGCUCAUUAUAACCUCGCCUCGAUCCCAUGGGACCCAACCGUGUUGAUAAGCUACUGGCCUAAUCGUGCCUGUCGAUUCUUCGGAGCCUUCUCCUUCGCCUUGGCUUCGCUGGGCGUAAACAUCUCUGCCAAUUCGCUCUCCGCCGCGAAUGACUUCACUGCCCUCGCGCCACGGUAUAUCAAUAUUCGGCGUGGCCAGAUCCUCUGCGCAAUGCUAUCCUGGUGUCUUGUGCCAUGGAAAAUCCUCGAGUCAGCAGGGAACUUCCUCACUUUCAUGUCCGCGUAUGCCAUCUUCCUGGGUCCAAUUGCCUCCAUCAUGCUCUUCGAUUACUGGGUCAUCAAUCGCCGGCGCUAUGAUACCCUCGCAUUGUACCAGCCCCAUAACCCGAUCUACAGAUAUGCAAUGACAGUGCCUGGCUCUGCGAAAAGCAUCUCCGGCGUGAAUUGGCGCGCGAUAGUGGCGUUCCUUGUGGGCGUUGCGCCGAAUCUGCCGGGUUUGAUCAAGGCUGUGAAUCCAAAUAUUGAUGUCGGGGUUGGGGAACACCCGUUCGAGUUUGGUUGGCUGUUGGCUUUUGUCGCGACGACGAUUGUUUAUCUGCUUUUGUCGUGGAUGUUCCCUGCUCUUGAGACGAGGAUUGAUCGCGCCGUCUUGCCGGAUGAGAUUUAUGGGGAUAUGGUGGAGGGUGUUGAGGCUGAGGAUUCGGAUAGGAGGUCCAGACUGGAUGGACGUGAGAAACAUGCCUUUGUGGAGAAGGUCGUCUAG